Messenger RNA from Fomitiporia mediterranea MF3/22, 990 nucleotides. RefSeq names its product terpenoid synthase. Gene Ontology annotation, biological process: isoprenoid biosynthetic process. Bases 1 to 990 code for a protein of 329 amino acids. The transcript has 9 exons. Gene Ontology annotation, molecular function: prenyltransferase activity. NCBI's taxonomy places the organism in Eukaryota, Fungi, Basidiomycota, Agaricomycetes, Hymenochaetales, Hymenochaetaceae. The record is from RefSeq and is a predicted model, not a curated record.
AUGUCGAACUCGUCAACAACCGCAGGUGUCGCCCAGUACGACAACAUGGUUCAAAAACUCGGGCAGUCAUCGAAGUGGACGGUUGAGAAUGAAAUGGCUCUUACCGAACCCUUCACAUACAUCACGUCGAAACCUGGUAAAGAGAUACGCGGUCGAUUGAUCGAGGCAUUCAAUACAUGGCUCGAGGUGCCUGAAGAGAAGCUUACGACCAUUUCAAAGGUCGUCAGCAUGUUACAUUCCGCGAGUCUGCUCGUUGACGAUAUUGAAGACGACGCGCAAUUGCGGCGUGGCACGCCGGUUGCACAUAAGAUAUAUGGCGUUCCGCAGACCAUCAAUUGCGCCAACUACGUUUAUUUCCAAGCGUAUCAAGAGCUUUUCCGAUUGCGCGACUUAGAGACGUCAAAGGUCGAUGAGAUAGUUACUGAGGAACUUCUGAAUCUUCAUCGUGGUCAAGGUCUUGAGCUCCUGUGGAGAGACUCCUUGCAGUGUCCCACAGAGGAAGAGUACAUCGGAAUGGUGAAUGAUAAGACCGGUGGACUAUUGCGAAUAGGAAUAAAAUUAUUGAUGACUUGUGCAGCUGCAAGCCGUGACAUCGACUACAUUCCUCUAGUCAACCUUAUCGGCGUCUUUUACCAGAUCCGAGACGACUACUCCAACCUGGUGAGCAAAGAGUAUGAGACGAAUAAAGGCUUUGCAGAAGAUCUUACGGAGGGGAAAUUCUCUUUUCCCAUUGUCCACGGUGUUCGCGCUGACACGUCGAAUCGACAAGUCUUGAACGUCUUACAAAAGCGACCCUCAACUCCGACACUUAAACGAUAUACAGUCGACUACCUCAAGACAGAGACAAAAUCGUUCGAUUAUACCCUUCGCGUGCUGAAUUCUCUGGAGUUGCAGAUCCGGAAUGAGAUCGCCCGAUUAGGUGGAAACAAAGGGCUGGAGAAAAUCAUAGAUAUGCUAAGUGUGAAGGGCACUAGAGAAAACAGCCAAUAG